Messenger RNA from Jaminaea rosea, 655 nucleotides. RefSeq lists its product as hypothetical. Bases 233 to 565 code for a protein of 110 amino acids. The record is from RefSeq and is a predicted model, not a curated record. The transcript has a single exon. Lineage: Eukaryota; Fungi; Basidiomycota; Exobasidiomycetes; Microstromatales.
GCAAAAGGGGUAAGGAUGAGAUCAGAUCAAAGGCAACCUUACGCCAUUAUUGGGCGCUUGCACGCACCUUGUCCGUCCCACUCCAGGUGGACAAGAAGCGAAUGAGAUGGUCCAGCAUCGGGCUGGGCUUGACAUGAGAGAAGCAGCCAAGAGUCUUGUCCGUCAGGUUGGGCGGCGGUCUCCUCGCCAUGCGCCGCGCUGCUGAUGUUGAGGAAGAUGACGACGACAUUGUAUGGAAGGAUUGCCCACCGCUGUGUUGAUGAUGAAUGAGAGGGAAGUCAAGGCGUGUGUUGGCGUGUGUUGGCUGUUGCUCUGCGCAAGCUGCGCCGACGCACCUGCCUCCGCCCUCGGACAGAGACAGGAAAGGCCGCCCGCCCGGUUCGGUCGGCGAAGCUCGAAAAAGCUGUGGGGGAGCCAGAGCGCCGAGCCGGUUGAAAGAAAAGAGGAAGCAACUGCAGCUAGCUACGCCGGUGAUGAACGAAGCAGGGCAAAGGGUCUGAUCGUCGAUAAUGAGAUGGUGACGGAGAAUCUCCGAUUGAGCGCUUCAUCGAGAGAAGUCUCAUAACCGUGCAAGACUCGUUCGAGGAGGUCAUGUGUUCUGAUACGCGUAAGGUCAUUCAAUAGACCCACACAAUCUCAGGUCAGGUUCAUCUCG